Messenger RNA from Rotaria sp. Silwood1, 2436 nucleotides. The record is from the annotation of a GenBank genome assembly. NCBI's taxonomy places the organism in Eukaryota, Metazoa, Rotifera, Eurotatoria, Philodinida, Philodinidae.
AUGGCAUCAUCUUCAUCGUUAUCAUCAAAACGUAGAAAUUUUUUUAAUUGUUCUCAAAGUCGUACAGUAAUUAAUGACGAUCAUGAGAACCUUCUACAUCGUGCAAUACCGAAACAUAAUUUAGUAUGUUGGUUACGUGAUCGAGAACUUGGUUAUAUAAAAUCAAGAAUAAAUCAUUUUAUUGCACGACGUACUAAUGUUUAUCGUGCUAUCCAUCCGUCUUAUUCUAUUUUAAUGUGCACAGUACCACAAGCUGUAUAUAUAAGAAGAUUUUCACCAAAUGGACAAUAUUUACUUGCUUUUUCACAUGAUCUUGAAUCUUUAAUUGUUUAUAAAUAUAAAGGUUUUGAACGUAUCUAUCCUCAUUUAAUUCAAUGUUCUCCAUCAACAAACUAUACGCGUUUGGAUGAAAAUGGUGAUAGUUCUCGACAACUUAUAUCUGAUGCAGUUAAUUGUGAAAAAUUACGUGAUCAAGCAUUCAAUAAAAUUUUUGAACAUCAUGUUACAAUACAAAUACGCUCAUCAUCUAUAGGUUAUUCAUUAAAUCGUAAUCAUAUAUAUUGUCUUUUUUCUUCUGAUCAAUAUGCUAUAAUAUGUGCAUCGAAAUUAGUCAAUGAACAACAACAUCCACCAUAUAAUCAAUUAGUACAAUCAAAUGAAGAUCUUAAUCCAUUAUCAAGAUUUUAUUUUGAACAUUUUCUUAUAUUUCUUAUUGAUUAUUCACGUGGUAUUAUAUGUCAACAACUUGAAUUUCAAUUUGAUCGUAUUGGUUUAACAAUAUAUAAAUCAACAUUAGCUAUAUUAUCGAUUCAACAUCAAAAAUUACAUUUAUAUCAUAUUGAUGAAAAAAAUGGUAAACUAGUUGAAUUAUUAACUGUAGGAAAAUUUGCUCAGACCAAAGAAGAGUUUUUAUAUAAAUAUAGUUUACCUAAACAUUUAUUAACAAUGUCACCACGUUUAUUAAAUAAAAAAAAUUUUAAAAGAAAUUCAUCAUCAAUGUUUGAUAAAUGGGAAGAUAAUGAAACCGGUGGUCAACAAAGAAAACGUAUUCGUGAUCAUUUCAGUGAACAUCAGAACAGUGAUUCUUCAUCAUCACGUUUAUUCUCACAUAAUGGUAGUUCAUUUGUUCGAGAAGAACUCCAUCGACCAUUUACUCCACCUCCAACUAGAAUACCAUUAAAUAGUACUGAAGAACAACAAACAAAUUUUAACUCUAUCGCCGAAACUAAUGAUUUACCUGCAAAUUUAGCUCAAUCGAUAUUUCAACGUGAAAAUCGACCUAUCAGACGAGGUUUUCUUACUUAUCCAACUGGUGCAUCAUCAUCAGAUUACGAUCAUGAUAUGUCAACCGUAGCUGAUGAUGAUGAGGAUGAUGAUGAUAAUGAUCAACCUAUGAAUCUAACACGCAUAGAAUAUUCAACAGAUCGAACGAUAAACGAUUCAAAUGAUGAUUAUUGGUCAUUAAUACAAAAUCAAAUCUUAUUACCAAUGAAUGAUAAACAAUUAUGUACAUUAAAACAACGUUUAUUAACAUAUCUAUAUCAACGUGCUAAACAAAGUAAUAAACAAUUACGUUUUAUUCAUUCAUUUAAUGAUUAUUUAGCAAGUAAAUUUUAUAAAGUACAAUUUUUAACAAAUAAUAUUAUUUUACUUAAAUUUGCACAUGAAACAAUAGUUAAUAAACGACAACAAGAACAACAAAUGCAUUAUGCUUUAUUUGUCGUUUAUGAUAUUCAAACAUCGACAAUUCUUAAUAUAUAUGAUGAUUCAUCUAUGGAAUUAGCUAAUAUAUUUGAAAAAUAUAAUGAUGAUUUUCGUUAUUCAUCAUCAUAUGGUUUAAUUAAUUAUAAAGAUUUAGAAUUUUUUCCUUUAUCAACAUAUGCUGGUCGUCGUCAAUUCGAACAUAUGUAUUAUAAUUCAGCAUCAACCGGUGAUUAUGAUUCAAUAAAACGUUUACUUAUGCAAUUACCAUUACGUACAAUAACACAUACAAUAUCACCAUAUCUCGAUUUAAAUUUAUAUUCAUAUGAUGAUAAAAUUGUUCAUAUUGAUGAUAUGAUAAAAACAUGUCCAAAUAAUCCAGUAAGAUUUUUUUCACGUGAUUGUCAAAGAAUGAAAUUUCAAUUAACAUUAACAAAUCGUUCAAUUAUUUUACCACAAUUUAUGACAACAGAUAAUUCAACAACAGCAACAACAACAACAACAACAACAACAACAAUUAUUACACCCACAAUAACAAAUCACAAUAACAAUCCAACAACAACAACAACAGCUAAUGCUGUAUUUAUUCCGAAUACUUUAUCUACUAAUCGUCGUACUACAUUAACUACACUUUGGCAUCCAAUAGAGCCAUUUUGUAUAACAAUACAACGUUGGCCAAGAGAUCUUGAUAAUAUACAUAAUUUUCAUUUAUAUCGACCACCAAAUUUACGAUAA